CACCCUCUCCCGGCCCGUCACCCUCCCCUCUCGCUCUUUUCCUUCCCGCUUUCCCCGGAGAAACAUGGCCGGGAACCGUGAGGAGGCGCCAGACUACGGGCGAGGCGUCGUGAUUAUGGAUGACUGGCCAGGGUAUGAUCUGAGCUUAUUCACGUACCCACAGCACUACUAUGGAGACUUGGAAUACGUGCUCAUCCCUCAUGGCAUCAUUGUGGACAGAAUUGAACGGCUGGCUAAGGAUAUUAUGAAAGACAUAGGAUACUGUGACAUUAUGGUCCUGUGUGUACUCAAAGGAGGCUACAAGUUCUGUGCAGAUCUGGUAGAACACCUGAAGAACAUCAGUCGAAACUCUGAUAGAUGUGUCUCUAUGAAGGUUGAUUUCAUCCGACUAAAAAGUUAUAGGAAUGACCAGUCCAUGGACGAGAUGCAGAUCAUUGGAGGCGAUGAUCUUUCGACUCUGGCUGGAAAGAAUGUCCUCAUUGUUGAGGAUGUUGUUGGAACCGGGAGAACCAUGAAAGCCUUGCUCAGUAGCAUAGAGAAGUACAAGCCCAACAUGAUCAAGGUAGCCAGUUUGUUGGUGAAGAGAACGCCUAGAAGUGAUGGCUUUAGACCUGACUAUGCUGGAUUUGAGAUUCCAAACUUAUUUGUGGUGGGUUAUGCCUUAGAUUACAAUGAAUACUUCAGAGAUCUAAAUCACAUAUGUGUGAUCAAUGAACACGGCAAAGAAAAAUACCGAGUCUAAAGAAGUAAAAUUUUGCCAUCGCAUCUCCAGAUAACAUCCUACUUAACGACUACACUCAGGAAGCCAGCAUGUAAAAUUUGUCUCCCAGGCAUCUUCACUCAGCAGGACUUAAAAUGGAAAAAAAUUUUUUUUAAUGAAUGAGCUUUCUUUUCUGAGAUUAUAACAUAACAUAGAGAGUCCCAAAGGUUUUUAAGGAAAAGAAAGCAAUGCUUUUAUUUGACUUGUUCCAAAUUAAACACUCCACCUUGUGACUCACAAGUUCAGUCCACCUUCACACCCCUGAGAAACUCCUUCUUUUGUUUUGAUAAAGUCAUUAUGGUUGAUUACUAUACCCGCACCUACUUACUCAAAUAUUUUUCAGUUAGUGUUUUUUUUUUUUUUAGUACUUCAUUUUGGUGCUAUUUCACAAUCUUAAAACCUGAAAGCCUUUUCAGUGAACCUCUGAGCCCAUAUUCUAGAAAUGCAGCUUCCAUACUAAUAAAGGAGGAAAAGGACAAUUUAAUAUAAAUUUCUGUUUGCACACUUCCGACAGGCCAUUAUGAUCUGCUUUGACAAAGCCUCUCUGAACAGCAGCGUUCAGUGCAUCUUAAUGAUGUUAUGAGAUGGGCCUUUGCCCAGUGCUCUUGAUUGGAGCUUCCGGUAUGUGAUAACGGUAUGUCAUGUAUGCUUGGAUGUGCUCAAGUGUGUUUAAUACUCUGAAUUUUAAAUAGAAAAAACACAAUGGCAGCAAGGACCCUGGUCUCUCAGCAGCACUCGUUUAUUCGUUUGAGACAUGAGCAAAUAGCAAAAUUGUGGGGGGGAGGGGAAGGUGUUUUCAGUGCUUGAAACUGGGAAAGUAUAAAUUGUUAUUGUAUUUCCGUCAGAGGGCCAGACACUAUUAUGUAUUAUCCUAAAGAAGAAUCCAAAAAAAAAAAAAA
Capra hircus (goat) is the source of this 1659-nucleotide messenger RNA. It is a transcript of the gene PRTFDC1, whose product is annotated as phosphoribosyl transferase domain containing 1. Gene Ontology annotation, biological process: purine ribonucleoside salvage. Gene Ontology annotation, molecular function: hypoxanthine phosphoribosyltransferase activity. The transcript is spliced from 9 exons. The record is from RefSeq and is a predicted model, not a curated record. The coding region runs from base 65 to 742 and encodes 225 amino acids. NCBI's taxonomy places the organism in Eukaryota, Metazoa, Chordata, Mammalia, Artiodactyla, Bovidae.